UUGCCUCUUGUGAUCAAGGCAAUGUUGCUUUGGGCUCCAUGAAAGGCGAUGGAUAUCUUGAAAAUGUGGAAGGCGCUCUUGGUGACUGUGUGCAUAGGGCUUCCAGUUGCACAAUGCGACUUGGAGUGCUACUCUUGUAUGAUGGAUGGUGGCGAGCAGGACAGAUGGUGCUUGACUAAUCCGGCAGGCGUCAGCACCAGCACGGUCAGUUGUCCGUACAAUUACUGUUCCAUCGUACGGCACGAGUAUGCUAAAGGUAGCCUAUUCACAUUUUACCGUGGCUGCUCGAGUGGGGGUGCACAGGGAGUGGCAGUAGUCAGCAACUUCAAGGUGUACACCAGACUCUGCAGUACCAGUCUGUGUAAUGACUGGGAUGGCGUUGCAGAGAACUCAACUGUGGACCAUAGGGGUUCUGGGGACCAGGACUAGAGCAAUUGUUCUCAAAGAUUCAUCCUAUUACUGCACCUUCUAAGUCAACUACAUACUAAAAUUUUGUCUCCUAUAUUUGCAACAAUGCUAAUGUAUACAAUCAUCAUGCUUGGUGCAGAAUCAUCUUCCUUCAACUCUGUCCUGACAUUACAAAUGUCUGAUGUCUGGAUAUGCAGAAUUAUUUACUUCUAAUCAUAUACUCUUAAAUUCAUUCUUUUUUUGGACUAAAAGGUUGGCAACUCAGAAGCUUUAAAUUUCAAUUUAAAUAAUCAAUGACCAUCUUGUCUGCCUAUCGUGUAAUUAAAUGGGAUAAUUCCAAACUUUUUGUCUUUACAUUUUCAUCCAUAUGUUAAUAUUUUCUGGAAUGCAAAGAAGAUUAGUCAAAAUCUGCAAAAAACGGAAUGCUGUAAAUUUUAAACAUUUUAUAAUUUGUGUAUAUUUAAAGAAGACAGCUCACCUGAGCCUUUUGUUCCAGAAAAUAUGUUACCAAGAUGAGUGUGGUAGGAUGGGGAGAUGGAUCUACACCUCUUGCCUUGUAGAAUGACAACAUUCUAAUCAAAAUUCUGUAUUAGUACUGUAGUUUUUAUGUGUAUUGUCCUCAUUUGUAUAUUCCUCACAAAUCAUCUGAUGAUGGAUAUCUGGGUCAAAACGUGUAAGUAGAAUAACAAAAAAUUUCUUUCUGUGAAGGUAAACCGUACAAUUUUAUUUUUAAAAAUUUUAGUGCCUGGAUUAUGGUCCAGGCUGUGACCAAAUACAAAGUUCACACAGACAAUAUACACAGUAAGUGGCUUUCCUGUGUUUCUUCUGAUAAGUGUCUGAAUUACAGGGGAUGGACAAAAAUAUGGAAACACCCAACAAAAAACACGUUACCGACUAAUAUGGUGUAGGACAAACUC
This is a messenger RNA of Cryptotermes secundus, 1325 nucleotides long. RefSeq lists its product as uncharacterized. The record is from RefSeq and is a predicted model, not a curated record. Lineage: Eukaryota; Metazoa; Arthropoda; Insecta; Blattodea; Kalotermitidae. The coding region runs from base 49 to 429 and encodes 126 amino acids. The transcript has 4 exons.